GGGUGUGGAUGUGGGUGUGGGUGUGGGUGUGGGUGUGGGUGUGGGUGUGGGUGUGUUUCAUAUUAGAUAGAAUCAAAGCAGGCAUACGACGCGUUUCGACUUUGUAUUUCAGUUGUUGAUUGAAGGAAACGAUUUUUUCUUAGAUAUGUCAGUAGCUUUUAAUCUGAAACUUUCGUUUUUCAUGGUAUGUUUUAUUUAGUGUAUCUAAAAAAAUGAAAUAUCUAUAUUAUGGUUAGUGUUUGAACUGAGAGAAAUAUGUCAUAUUCAUAGUGAAUAUAUAGUUCCAUAUCAAAGAUGGUGUUAAGUUUUUGAAGGUUUUUGCAGUAUGAGUUAGAAUGAUACAAAGGAUGGAGAAAAAUUACAUGUUUUGUUUUCUUUAUGUUUUAUGCUGUAGGUGUGGUUUGUAACGUGAUGGUAUUUGUUGUCGAUGCUUCUUCUAUACAUGUUAAGAUCUCUCGGGGUGGUUUCUUGUGAAUAAAAAAUGUUUCUAGUGUUCGCUACGUAAUACUGACUAGUCGAACUUUAACGUUUUGCAGAAGAGACCCGUCGUGUGCAUAGUGAGUUCGCUACCAUUGGUAAAAUUGUUUUCGAAAAGUGGUGGAUUGAGAACUGUCGAACAAAUAUCGUGGAUACAUGAUGUUUGCGUCUCAUAUAUUGUGUUGCAUUAUUGUAGGUGACCGGAUUGGAUCUUGUGUCAUUAGAUUAAGUUGAUUUUCGUGGCGGGUCGGUUGAUAUAAUAAUUGUUGAUGUAGCUGAUGGUAAAAUUGUUUAUUCAAUUCGUUGGCAAGGGACAUGGCGUUGUUUACUUCAAAGAAUCGAUAGAAUUGCUUUGCGAUAAAAUUUGGUGGAUAAUUAUUUAGUAAUAGUGACAUAUCAAUACGAAUACAUUCUCUGUUGAAGUCAUGUACAUCAGAACAAAUACGGGCAGCACGUAGUAAAGAAGAAUAUGGUAUAUUUCGAUGAAUAUGACGUGGGUGGUCGGAUGUAUAUGGCAAUAUAUAAGGUUCAGAAGUUUGCUUAUGAUAAAGGGAUGUUUUUAAUUGUCCAUGGUCAUUUGUUAUUGUAGUAUCCAAAAAAUUAACCUUUGUGUUAAUUCCAUGAUGAAUUUUAAUAUUUAUAUCUUUUUUGGAUGCAUGUUGGAGCUCUUCUUUAAUUUCAUAUGUAGUUUGAUUGGUGGUCAUGAAUACAUCAUCGAUGUAACUACAAUAGGGAAAAAUUAGUAAUUGGAUGUUUUCAGUUGAACAAAUGUUUGACAAACCUUCCAUAUAUUCCAUUAUAUUUUUCUUGAUGUUUGAUUAAAUCCUGUUCCCAUUCAUACAUAUAGAUAUUAGCUAACACUUAUGUGAAUGCUGAGCCCAUAGCUCCACCUCGAGUUUGUUUAUAAUAUCUAUUAUUAUAGGCAAAGCAAUUGUUAUCCAAUAUUAAACGAGCUAUUCACAUAAUAUGAUCAAUUCCCAUGUAAAAAAAAAGCCUAGAAAUCGGAUUAAAAUCGAUUUUCGAGAGAAAAAUCGUGAAAAAUCGAUUAAAAGUGGCAAAUUCUGAUUAAAUUCGACCCAAGAAUCGAUUAUAAUCGAUUUUACUUAGAAAAAAUCGAUUAUAAUCGAUUUUACUUAGAAAAAAUCGAUUAAAAUCGAUUUCUUUUGAAGAAAUCGCAAUAAUCGAUUAAAAAUCUAAUCGAUUUUAAUCCAUUAUUCUAUGAAAUCGAUUAAAAUCGAUUUUACUGAACAAAAAUGGAUGAAAAUCGGGGUGUGGGUGUGGAUGUGGGUAUGUGGGGUGUGGGUGUGGGUGUGUGGGGUGUGGGUGUGGGGUGUGGGUAUGGGUGUGGGUGUGGGGUGUGUGGAUGUGAGGUGUGGAUGUGAGGUGUGGGUGUGUGGGUGGGUGUGGGUGUGAGCUAUCUUUUUAUCAACACCCACACCCCACACGCACACCCACACCCACACCCACACCCACACCCCACGCCCACACCCCACGCCCACACCCCACACCCCACACCCCACACCCACAUCAGACUAAUAUGAAAAAUCUCUUAAACAUGAAAGAAAAACUCAUUGAGUAAACGUUGUUCAUAUAAGUACAAUAAUGAAUUUAUUUUUGCCAAUAAGAAACUAACGAAAUAUUAUAGAAAAGCAUUAUAUAUACAAAUUAAAAUUGAAGAAACAACACAAUCCGAUCUUGUUAAUAUUUCUACAAUCUAUUCUAAUAUUGAAUGUAUAUUAACAGAUGUGCAUUUAUUCUUACCAGAAUUGAUUGAUCUUGAAAAAGAUUUAGAUAUUCGAUUAUAA
Molecule: messenger RNA, 2282 nt
Organism: Rotaria sp. Silwood2
Lineage: Eukaryota; Metazoa; Rotifera; Eurotatoria; Philodinida; Philodinidae
Source: the annotation of a GenBank genome assembly